AUGGCAAUUUCAAACUUCCUAAAUCCAGAAGAGGAGGUUGAAGUAGAAGAAGAGGGUGAAGCAAACCAAGAACAAGUCUUGCAAGACUUGAUAGCAGAACAUUUAGGUGUAUCUCAAACACAAGAUGACGACGAAGAAGAAGGGCAGCUUGAAGAGCCUGUCUACUCUAUACAAGAAGCUCGGAAGGCUAAUGCAGCCAAUGUCGUUGAUCAUGCCGCUACCGAUGCUGUUCGGGACAAUGAGAAAGUGCAGUUUGACGUUCAGUCUGCUGGCCUCGGGCGUCCAUCUGUAGAUGGCAUCCUUCGUAUGCUGAUGCAUAUGAGUCUCAUGUGCGAUCCUCGCGCACCUGUUCACAUCCCUGACGAGGUCCUGGCUGCGCUUCCUCCUGAUCCUAUUAUCACUGCACUUGAGCUAGAGCAAGAACAAUUGAAAGCUGGGGCAUACAGAAUUUGGGGGACGAGCAUCGAGGCAGAAGAACGCAACGAUCUUGUCCGUCGAAUAAAGAACCACGGAUACGAACUACCCGAAAUGGAUUCUUGCUCGAACUGCGUGAGGCGAAACGUUACUUGCGUGUCGUCUCCAAAUGAUUCACGGCGGUGCGCCGAGUGCGUUCGUCGCAACUUAAAAGAAAAAUGUGACUGUAUGGGUCCUGAGCAUCCCGACUGGGUGAAGCUCGAACGGGAGGAGGAUCGCCUGGAUCGCGAAGAGGAAGAAACCCUUUCGAAGUUACUUCGUCUGCGGAAGCAGAAACGCCUCAUCCGAACCCGUGGUAAAGAUAUGCUCCGGCGAGGUUUGAAAACCCUCGACGAGCUUGAUGCGGCAGAGGAGGCCGAACGUGUGGCUGCUGAGAAGCGUGACGCUGUUGAGGCCGAGGAACAGGCAGUUAGCGCUGCCUCCUCGUCUGUGACCGGGACCCCCGCUGUCAUACUGACAUUCGUUGCACUCAAAAAUCUCCUCCUUAAGGGGGUGGGUCAAUACUACCACAUGGCAUAUCUCUACCAACUAGAGGCCUAG
Pseudogymnoascus destructans is the source of this 1014-nucleotide messenger RNA. RefSeq lists its product as uncharacterized. The record is from RefSeq and is a predicted model, not a curated record. Bases 1 to 1014 code for a protein of 337 amino acids. Lineage: Eukaryota; Fungi; Ascomycota; Leotiomycetes; Thelebolales; Thelebolaceae. The transcript is spliced from 5 exons.